Molecule: messenger RNA, 2505 nt
Organism: Patella vulgata (common limpet)
Lineage: Eukaryota; Metazoa; Mollusca; Gastropoda; Patellidae
Product: basic proline-rich protein
Exons: 2
Coding region: 107-2065 (652 amino acids)
Source: RefSeq, a predicted model, not a curated record
UUACGGUAGACAUAUGGAUUUCUGUAAGCAACGAUAGUCACACAAUCUAACGUGUUAGUUUUACGGUUGUGACUUGUACGAUUAUGACAAUGAUGCAGAUAUAAGGAUGAAGUAUUCUAUAAUUUAUAUAUCACUGUUUGUGAUAUUAUUUCACAGUUAUGGUAAGGUAACUGGAAAUGUACAUCGACAGAAGAGGGACGGUCCGUAUGGUCACCCGAUAUAUCCGGCACAUGACGCACCUUCACAUUCUUUGCCCCCUUUCAACCAUCGCCAUUCGCCAUCUUUCCAUGGACGCCUAGUUCCAAAAUUUUCACACGCCAAUCCAUUGCCUGAUCCAGAUGGCCACCCAUCACCACCAUCGCCUAUAAAAUAUAGACACCAUUCUCAUGGCAAACAUUACCAUACUAUUGAUCUGCAUGCUAAUGUUCCCAAAAUUGAUAGACAUUCCAAAGGUUCGCAUAAUAAAUCUUCAGCCAAGAAUAAAACAACGAACAUUAAAGCCACGCCAACUUUUAUUGUUAGUAAAUCUCCAUUUACUCCACCGAUAAAAUCUCCAUUCUCUCCACCGCCGAAGUUUGUACGUCCACCACAAAUUUCUCCUUUUACGCCACCGAGUAGAACUCCAUCUCCGACAACUACGAGAUUCCUUACUUCAACAACAACACCAAAAGAAGUAGUUACCUCUUCAGACGGAUAUUAUUAUUACUACUAUUAUGAUUAUCUUCAUGAUGGAGGUGGCGGAGGAGGAGGAGGUUCCAUUGGUAGCGGCGAGGGAGAUGCUGGAGGGGGCGGUGCACCCAAUCCCCGUCCUCCACCACCCCCACCGCCUGGCAAACGACCACCUCCACCGCCUGGCAAACGACCACCUCCACCGCCUGGCAAACGACCACCUCCACCCCCACCAGGAAUGCCACGACCUCCAAGGAUACCACCACCGGGAAAAAGACAACCACCUGGAGCACCCCCACGCCUACCCCCACCUCCGCCAUCACCAGGUAAACGCCCCCCUCCGCCACCCCCAAGACCAGGUAAACGACCACCGCCACCUCCUCGCCCACCAGGUAAACGACGACCACCGCCACCACCUCGCGCACCCGGUAAACGGCCACCUCCACCUCCACCUGGUAAACGGCCACCUCCACCUCCACCCGGUAAGCGACCGCCUCCACCUCCACCAGGACUUCCCAAGCUUCCCUCACCAGGAAAACGACCACCACCACCGCCUCCUCGUGGAAAGCGUCCACCAGGAAAACGACCACCACCACCACCUCCUCGUGGAAAGCGUCCACCGCCACGUCCAAUACCACCCUAUGCACCUCUUCCACCUCGUCCACGACCACCACCACCUCCACCAAAAGGUAAACGUCCCCCACCUCCACCAAAGGGUAAACCGCCCCCACCGCCUCCAAAAGGUAAACCCCCUCCACCUCCACCCAAAGGCAAACCGCCGCCACCUCCACCAAAAGGUAAACGGCCUCCACCUCCCCCCAAAGGCAAACCGCCGCCACCUCCACCAAAAGGUAAACGGCCUCCACCUCCCCCGAAAGGUAAACGACCUCCACCUCCCCCAAAGGGUAAACGUCCUCCACCUCCCCCGAAGGGUAAACGGCCUCCACCCCCAAAGCGGCCCCCACCUCGUAGGCCGGGCCCCCUUCUCCCAUACGCUGUACCCCAAAGGAGACGUAAAAGACACGGCCCCCCUCCUUCGUUUGCUUACGGACCUCCUCCCCCACCCCCUCCUCAUGGACAACCACCUCACCCUCCUCCUUACGGUCACCCCCGACCCCCACAUCUUGGUCCACUUCCGCCGCCUAUUAACGGACCGCCGCCUCCUCUUCCACCAUACGAUCUAGAUCCACCUCAACCGCUGUUCCGAUUUAAGCGUCAAGAAACGCUAUAUCCUCCCCAUGGCGUGCCAAUUCAUCAGUCUAGUCGUGGAAGUACGAGUGAAGAAAGACUCAACAGAUAUCACCCUGUACCACCAGGAGGCCCACCACAUAACGGUCCACACUCCUUGCACCAACCUCCGCCUCCUGAAUAUGGGCCACCUAUUCCACCUGCAUAGGAUCGGAGUAAAAAGUGAACAAAAUUUGACAAAAGAAAGUCGAUCAAAGUGUUGAACUGAUAAAAGGUUACUAAAUACAAGCAGUGCUAACAUAAACCGCCUUAUUUUUUAUAAACAGUUUCUUUUUAUUUCAUGUUUCGAUGGAAAUUGUAGUAAGUCGGUGAAAUAAGUAUAAACAAGCCAAAAACAUUACAAGAAAAAGCGAAUGAAAUUGGCCGUAUUAUGUGUAUUGUUUUAAAAUGUGUCUCAAUAGCCCUGUUCAUAAAAUUGCGAGAAAUAUCUAAUUGUGAACAUCGAAGGGGCAAGUGUAUUCAUCAUUCUAAAUAUCUUUAAAAUUAGGUUAGAUAACCGAAUGUACAUAGACGUUUUAUUUUAUAGAAGGGUUUAUUUGUAUCAAAUUCUCUUUGUAUAAUCGUAUGAAUAAAACAUUUAUAUUUUUA